AUGUCCAUCACCACGUCGGCACUCGUAUCCCACGAGCUCAACAAACCCCUCGUCCUCGAGGACGUAGUGCUCGACGAAAUGCGGCCCGACGAGGCCAUCGUGGAGAUCGAGGCCAGUGGCGUCUGCCAUACCGAUCUAUCCUGCAUGGACGGGACGAUUCCCGCCGGAUUCCCGAAUGUAUUCGGCCACGAAGGCGCCGGAACCGUGCUCCAAACCGGCUCCGCCAUCACGCACGUCCAGCCGGGCGACAAAGUGCUCCUCUCAUUCAACCACUGCGGCGACUGCGAGCACUGCAACGACUCGCACCCCGCGUACUGCACGUCUUGGGUGCCGCUGAACUUCUCCGGAAAGCGGCUGGACGGGACGCACACGCUGCGCACAGCACAGGGGCAGGCCAUGCACGGGACGUUCUUCGGGCAGAGCUCGUUCAUGCGACACGCGCUGGUCUCGGCGUCCAGCAUGGUCAAGGUGGAUGCGGCGACGGACCUGGGACUGUUCGCGGCGCUAGGGUGCGGGUUCCAGACGGGGGCAGGGUGCGUGCUGAACACGCUGCGAGUGCUGAUUGCCGGGGCGAAGACGAUCGUGGCGGUGGAUUUGAACGAGGAGAGGCUGAGGAUGGCGAGGGAGUUGGGUGCGACGCAUGUGGUGGACGGGAAGAGCCAGGACGUGGAGGGGCAGAUCCGAAAGAUCUGUGAGCCUGGGAAUGGGGCGCAGGCCGCCACGGUGGGGGCGCCCAAGCCGGGGUCGACGGUCGCGAUUGAUAUCUUUCAGCAUUUGAUUCUGGGCAGGGAGUAUGUGGGGAGUACGGAGGGGGAUGUCGAUGCGAAGACGUUCAUUCCCUUCUUGAUCGAGGAACAUGCAAAGGGUCGGUUCCCCAUCGACAAGCUGAUCAGUUAUUAUGAUAUCAAGGAUUAUCAAACGGCCUUCCAGGAUAUGAAGGCGACAAAGAUCAUCAAGCCGGUGCUG
Molecule: messenger RNA, 966 nt
Organism: Aspergillus steynii IBT 23096
Lineage: Eukaryota; Fungi; Ascomycota; Eurotiomycetes; Eurotiales; Aspergillaceae
Product: NAD(P)-dependent alcohol dehydrogenase
Exons: 6
Molecular function (GO): zinc ion binding; oxidoreductase activity
Source: RefSeq, a predicted model, not a curated record